Esox lucius (northern pike) is the source of this 3225-nucleotide messenger RNA. It is a transcript of the gene tlr1, whose product is annotated as toll-like receptor 1. Gene Ontology annotation, biological process: inflammatory response; immune response; toll-like receptor signaling pathway. The transcript has 2 exons. Gene Ontology annotation, cellular component: membrane. NCBI's taxonomy places the organism in Eukaryota, Metazoa, Chordata, Actinopteri, Esociformes, Esocidae. Gene Ontology annotation, molecular function: transmembrane signaling receptor activity; protein binding. The coding region runs from base 51 to 2639 and encodes 862 amino acids. The record is from RefSeq and is a predicted model, not a curated record.
AAAAAGAUACACUUAUGUUUGUAUAAAAGGAAAAGAUUAGCAGUACAUGAAUGACUGCUUUUCACAUGUUUGCUUCCUCUCAGUUGUGUGGUAAGAGUUGGAGUGAAAGGGGGAGUUUGAUAGAUACCAAACAUAGAGACAAAAGAGAUCAGGAAGAAAGGACUGAGAAAUUAAGGACCGGUCAUCCAAAGACACAUCACUUCAAGAGUCAUAGGACAGAGAUGACGGCUUUAACUGCUUUUCUCUGGGCAGUGGCUAUGUUAGUGGAUGUCCAUCACUGCAUCCAUUCUUCCUCAGAAAUACACACUAUCAUUGUCAACCUGUCUUCCAAAAACCUGUCGUUUGUCCCUGGAAACCUAUUGCCAUCCAGUGAAGCCCUGGACCUCUCCCAGAACAACAUACAUAAACUUCGGCAUGAAGAUUUCAAAGUCACAACUCGCCUGAGGUUCCUCAACCUUUCAUGGAAUGUCUUGGAGGAGAUAGAUCCUGAGACAUUCCAUCCAACUCCGCUCCUUGAGAGUCUAGACCUCUCACACAACCGACUCCAGAACCUCUCUGAUCAACGUUUUUUGCUGGUUGCGCAGAAUCUAACAUUUUUGGAUCUGACCUUUAACCUGUUCCAAACUAUGACCCUGGGAGAAAAUUUUUGCAGGCUUAAAAAACUAGAGAGACUGGGGCUUGGAGCAAAUACGAUCAGGGUGGAGGAUUUCCUCAACAUCACAAAUGUACACCUGCAAACUCUGACCCUUCUUCUGGAGAAUCUCACAGCCUAUGAGAGUGGUGGCCUGAGAGGCAUCCAGGCAGAGAAGGUCCGCAUUGGCCUGACGAACAAACCCACCGACAGACAUUUGAUCGCAGAUGCUCUGUUAAUGUUCGACGAGGUUGAGCUAAUGGGUAUGAACCUGAAGGGCAAAAGCAGGUACCUGGUGGAACUUCUGAAGGAGAGAGCGGCAGUCAAAACAUCACAUCUGUACCUGACAGAUAUAGUCAUCCUCUGGUGGCAGUUGACCAACACCGUAAAUGCUGUGUUACAAUCCCCCAUUAGCCAGCUAAGCAUUUCAGAUGUAACCAUCGACAUGCCCCCUUACCACGACACCUUACCAGACCAAUCCCAUACUAAAUUAUUCUCUGCAAGGCGAGCUGUGGUAUCUUCCUUUCUCUUCUCCCUGGAAGCUCUCUGUAACUUUUUCAUCAACAUGCAUGCGGAGCACCUGGCAAUUACUGAGACAUCCAUCAUACACAUGACCUGCCCCAAGUGGCCGAGCAAAGUACGGCAGCUAGAUUUCUCAGACUGUGCCCUGACUGAUACAGUCUUCUCCAGCGUAGAACAACAUGUCACUGUAGAGUGUACAACACUGAAUGAAGUGGAAAUCCUGGUACUCAGAGGGAACAACCUAAAGAACCUUCAAACACUAAGCAAGAGGGUGCAACACAUGAGCUCUCUGAGUCAUUUGGACCUCAGUCUGAACUCACUGAUUUACAACGACCAAGUAUGCCACUGGCCCCUAAGAAUUGUCCAUUUGAACCUAUCCUCCAAUGGCCUGAGUGAGUCAGUUUUCAGCUGUUUGCCUAAUAGCACUGUGAUCCUGGAUCUCCAGAACAACCAGAUCACUAAUGUACCAGAGACCCUGCUGGCCCUGGGAUCCCUCUUGGCUCUGGACCUAAGUGCCAACCGCCUGAGGGACCUCCCAGUGUGCACUGGAUUCCCGCACCUUAUUUACCUCCUGCUCAGGGAGAAUUCACUCCAUGCCCCGUCUGUGAGUGUUCUGGAGACCUGCCCUGUUCUGAAGGUGCUCGAUGCCAGCCUAAACCCCUUCACCUGCACGUGUGCCCUUAGGAACUUCAGGGACCUGGGUGCUGGGAACGGGCUGGGUGGCAGAAGUCCAAGAAUCCAACUUCUUCAUUGGCCACUAAGGUACCGCUGCAGCUACCCUGACGAUUGGAAAAAGUCCACUCUGGAGGCUUUUAACAUCCCUGAGAUCGCCUGCAACAUCAGUCUGCUGGCGGCUGCCAUCCUGUGCCCAGCGGUGGCUAUCAUCCUUGUUAUAAUGACUCUGUGCCAGCAACUGGACAUUCCAUGGUACCUGGGCAUGAUCUGGCAGUGGGCCCGGGCCAAACACCGUGCCAGAACCCAGCAGGUACGGCCCGAGGACCUGGAAGGGGUGGUGUUCCACGCCUUUGUGUCGUACAGCCAGCAUGAUGCAGACUGGAUCAAGGGCCAGCUCUUGCCAAACCUGGAGGGCUCAGGGGGGGGGCUCCACAUCUGUCGCCAUGAGAGGGACUUCAUCCCAGGGAAGACAAUUGUGGAGAACAUCAUCCGAUGUGUGGAGAGAAGCCGGCGCUGCGUGUUUGUUCUUUCUGGCAACUUUGUCCGGAGUGAGUGGUGCCACUACGAGUUGUACUUCGCCAGUCACCAACAACUGUCCCGCGGUUCGGACAGUGUGAUUCUGGUGCUCCUGGAGCCUCUGCCUCAAUACAUGAUCCCCUCCAAGUACUACCAGCUUAAGGCUAUGAUGAGUAGGCACACCUACCUGGAGUGGCCCCAGGACAGGGGCAAGCAGAGGCUGUUCUGGGCCAACCUGAGGGCCGCACUCCAGGCUGACCUUCCCACAGCACCCGUACGAGAAAUGGAAGACUGAGGCACAAAAACGACAAUGGGGAAAUAAAAUAAAGGGGUUAUAAUAAGAUGGUUAUAGUAGUAAAGCUUGAGCUUCCAAAUUAAAAUGCAAUAUUUAGCACAUUAAUGAAUAAACACCUGUAGUUGCCACUGGUGUGCCACAUUCAUUUAGGUCACUGCCUCGUAGCACAUUGGAGAUGUGUUUAAAUACCAGCAGUGCCAGGUCAGGCAAUCGCCAACUUGUGCUUGUCAGAGGCCUGCCUUUUUUUGUCACACUCUACUUACUCCUUGCAGUAGGUUGUCUGCCUAACAGCUCAUUUGUGCAUCCGGAGCGUCAGUGCAGUGAAAACUUCCCGGUUGAGUGAGCAUUACGUAAAUAAGUGUGAAAAGAGUGACAAGAGGUGCAUCUAAGGACACAAGCAAAUCUUUUUCACUCCCGUACCUGCUGUAGAGUUGAUGCGACAAGGCCUAGUUGAAUUCUCAGUAAAGUUUAUUGGAAAAUUCAUAUAGCCAAACAAUUAUUUAACCACAGCUUAAAAAAAAACAAUACAAUGAAAAGUUUCCUAACAAUACCAAGGCUAUACUUACAUUAAACCUUACAACAAUCA